This is a messenger RNA of Biomphalaria glabrata, 11016 nucleotides long. Its product is annotated as vascular endothelial growth factor receptor 1-like. Gene Ontology annotation, cellular component: signaling receptor complex. The record is from RefSeq and is a predicted model, not a curated record. Lineage: Eukaryota; Metazoa; Mollusca; Gastropoda; Planorbidae. Gene Ontology annotation, molecular function: ATP binding; transmembrane receptor protein tyrosine kinase activity. Gene Ontology annotation, biological process: protein phosphorylation; positive regulation of kinase activity; cell surface receptor protein tyrosine kinase signaling pathway. The coding region runs from base 504 to 5408 and encodes 1634 amino acids. The transcript has 31 exons.
CCGGGAGUGAAAGAAAAAAAAAAAGUUUUGGUCGACUUAGCACACUUCAACUGUAGGGUCAAGCACACCUUGACUGAAACAGUUGCUUAGAUCUAGACUAACUUUUCAUUCAACUGAUUCACGGAUACUUUUUUUUUUUUUUUAACUUUUUUCACUUGAUCUAAUGGACAAUAAAUCUAGAUCUGUGUGUUUUUGAGUUUGGAUCUACUUCAUACAAGUUUGCGAAACUUUUUCUGCGAUAGAAAUUAGAUCUAGAAUCAUUAUUUUUCUAGUCUAGGACUUCGGACUAGACUCUAUAGCCCGUAAAGGUCAAAGUGAAAUUUCAAAUGGCUGUGCAUGUGCAAUGAUGGCCUUCGAGUAGAUCUAAUCUAGGACUAGUGUACUGCUGAUCAACACAAAUUAUAAGUAGGCUACGCCAUUUCUUUUCUUCGUGAGAAUACAUGGAUAAUAAAGUGAUGUGUUUGUUGUCGACAGUUUUUGUCUGGAUUUACUAAAGCCAAUCGAUGCUAGAUCUAGAUCCUAGCUGCAACAACAUGACUGGAUUACUGUUUUUACUGAUCCUGACAUGCUUGGGUGCCUCAGGGAUGUCAACAAUACAAUCAGAUGCCCUCAGUGACCCAGUUGUAACAGCACCUGUUGAUCCACAGCUUGGUCAGUUAGUGAAUAAUGUUGAACUGGACGAAUCACUAUCAGUGGAUUACAAGGCGGAGACGAUAAGUACAAUGCUGACGCCACAAAUCAUGUCACCAGAGUCAGAAGUCAUCCUGAACGCUAAUGACACCUGGAAUGUCACUUGUAUCGGCAGUAAACAUCUUGUUUGGACAUGGGAGAUAGGAGAUGCAGACCCAGUGAUCAGUACAGUUACAUUUGAGGAAACUCUUGUCAACAGAACUGAUACAAUGCACUUGUACCAGUCAACACUUAGCAUCCAAAAUGCCCAGUGGUAUGACACUAAAUAUUACACUUGCAAGUACAUAGAACAUUCAGUGGACUCAGACCCAAUGAAAGAAAGUGAGCCAUCUGAAAGGUCAGAGAUAUCUGAAGAUUGCAGUGCUCGGCAAAACAAGAGUUCACAAGCACCAACACAGAACAAAGCAAAAACAGCAGAGGCCAAAAUUUUUGUCUAUGUUAAAAACGACAUUUACCCUUUCCAAAACCAGUUUUUUUAUACCAAGUUAACUUGGUACAUGCCCUUGAUUAUCCCCUGCGGAGUCACUCACCCUGAUAUCAAAGUGGAGCUCUUAGUAAAUAACAAAGAGUAUCACACUGGGAAAAGUGAGGUAGAAUUUAACCCUAAGAUUGGUUUCAUCGUCCACAUUCCAACUUGGGAUUUCUUGGAUGGUACCUACUGUAAGGCAGUUGGCUUUCCUAACAUAAAAAGGAGAAUACAUAUGCAUCUGUAUGAUAACCAUGUAGAUAGUAGGCCUCCUGUGCCUUUUAUGAGAGCGUCAAAGUACAAUUUGAAAAAGGGAGAAACCUUGACUCUAGAAUGUUCUGUUAAAGUCAAUAAAGAUACAGUUGUUAUGAUGGCCUUCAACUACCAAAAAAAAGGAAUGGACCCUCGUUUUGUUGAAUCCUUGCCCUUGCGAGAGAACUAUCUACAAUUAGAUCAGAUUAUUCACACUAUGAAUGUGACUGAUAUCCAGGUGGAAGACUCUGGUUAUUACUGCUGCAACACGACCAAAAAUUCAAAGAUCUAUGAAGUGACAUCUGUGUACAUAACAGUUUAUGAUAAACCGAUUUUAAAGUUAACGCCUGAGUACCCAGUCAUAACAACGAUGGACAAUGCUUUUGCCUCACGUAUCUCUGUCUUCAUCUUAGCAGUCCCAACACCAGUCAUCGAAUGGUAUUUUGAUGGGAAAAAAGUGGAGAAUCAACCACCUUUUCUUUAUGUAAGUCAAACUCAGGAGCAGACUAACCUACUCAUCUACUCGCCAAAAACUGAAAAUAGUGGCCUGUAUUUUGUCAGGGGAAAGACAGUGAUGGACAACAUGACAGUGGAAACUGAAGUCAACAUCACAUUGAUUGUAUUUGGAAAACCCAAUGUGGCAAUCAAGGCCGUGUCAAACAAUGAAAAACACCAACAGAAUUUUGUCACAUUUAAAAAAGACAGUUUGAUGAAGAUAUUUUGUAAGGUCAAAGGUCAUCCAGAGAGUAAUUUUCUGUGGUACUUUCAGCCAUGUAAGCCACCAAGGUGUUCGGUAAAUGAGAGCAGCUGGGAGGAAGUGAACUUUGACACUUAUGGAGCAUCCAUCAAAAACUAUGGAGAGCAUAUACAUGAGCUUUUGAUUUAUGCUAAGACUACGGGCUACUAUAAAUGCUUUGCUGAAAAUAAAUAUGGCAACUCCAGUGCUGUCUUAUUAACAGUUGUUACAGAUGAACGAGGUUCCCUGUCAGUAACAGACAAUGCUACUCGGCAACUCGUUCCAGGAGACAGCUUGCAAGUUGUUUGUACAGCCAAUAUUUGGUUAUAUAGUUCUGUAAAUUUUAUCCAUGGCCUGAGCAAGUCCAACAAAUUUGGUGGAGGGUUGAGUAACCAGUCAGGACUAAACUACAACACCUCAAUCACAAGUGCUCCAAACUCUCAUGCAAACAUCACAGACAUGGACUAUGAUGGGGAUGUCCAAGAUACAACUCCAGCAGCUCAUACUGUACCGGAAGUGUUUUUUAACAGGACUGAUGAUCUAUUGGUUGUGACCAUGGUGUGGCCCACCUUGAAAGAUUCUGACGCUGGCAUGUACUUCUGUGAGGCUCUAUCCACCAUAGAAAAUGUUUCUCAUGCAGUCAAUUAUCAGCUGUCUUUACAUGCCAUCAAGAAACCUGAGAUCAGGGAGGAAACUAAGGGCUCAAGGAGGAUAAGCAUUGGUUCUAAUGCAGCAUUUCAAUGUAGCAUCACAGGCUUACCUCCCCCAACCAUCACUUGGUUCAAAGAUGGGAAGCCUCUGCUCCUUAAUGACAACCAUGCUUUAAGAGACUUUAGUCUAACAAUCAAAAAUGCCUCUAAGGAAGAUGAAGGAAGCUAUCAGUGCAUGGGAAGUAACAUUGGUGGCUCAGUCUGGAGUAGCAACAUGACUUUACAUGUUGGGGAAGUGCCACAACGUGCCAGUUUCUCGGCUACCUACAUUGGGAUUAUCACCAGCAUAGUUGUUGUCAUUGUCAUCAUAUUUAUCCUAGUCAUCAUCAAAAUCAAACGGAGUAAAGCUGGAUUUCACAAGGAACUGGAACAGUACCUCAUUCAGCCCCAAGGAAACUAUAAUCCUGAUCUUCCUAUUGAUGAACAAACUGGUUGUCUCCCUUAUGAUGCCAAAUGGGAAUUUCCCAAAGAUAGACUACGGUUAGGCAUGAUAUUGGGCCAAGGUGCUUUUGGUCGUGUCGUGAAGGCUGAGGCUAUUGGUAUUUCUAAUAGUCAGGACGUCACUGUUGUGGCUGUCAAAAUGGUGAAAGAUUGUACUGACAAAGACCAAAUGAUGGCGCUCCUGUCUGAACUGAAGAUACUUAUACAUGUUGGCCAGCACCUAAACAUUCUCAACUUGCUUGGAGCUGUGACUAAAGACAUACGUUUUGGUGAACUGUACGUCAUUGUGGAGUAUUGCCAUUUUGGCAAUCUCCGAAGCUAUCUAAUAAAGAACAGGUCACAUUUUGAGGACACGAUGGAGAAUGCCGAUGAGACGAACACAUCCAUGUUGAAAGCGAAGAUACACAAGGCAUCGGAGGGUGACAAAAAAGAUCCCUACUACGUCAACAAGGCUGGUGGACCACAGGGCAGCGCCGAUGUUUUAGGGCCCAGUCUGACCACCAAAAAUUUAUAUUGUUGGGCUUAUCAGGUGGCCAGGGGGAUGGAAUACCUAGCCUCUAAAAAAUAUAUACACCGUGAUUUGGCUGCUCGUAAUGUUCUCCUAGCUGAGGACAAUAUUGUCAAGAUCUGUGACUUUGGUUUAGCUAAGGAUUUGUACAAAGAUGCAGAGUACCACAAGAAAGGAGAUGGUCCAGUACCAGUGAAAUGGAUGGCCUUAGAAUCUUUUACGCAUAGAAUAUACACAACCAAAUCUGAUGUAUGGUCGUAUGGAGUUUUGUUGUGGGAGCUAUUCACACUAGGAGGCAACCCCUACCCUGGUGUUGAAAUCAAUGAGAAGUUUAUUGGACUCUUGAAGUCUGGUUAUCGAAUGGAGAAGCCUCAAUAUGCUAGUGAUGAACUGUACAAGGUCAUGUUGGAGACUUGGAAAGUUGACCCAGAUGAUCGACCUACAUUUUCUAAACUUGUGUCCAGUAUGGGAGAUUUUCUUGAAGCCAACGUCAAACAGUAUUAUUUGGACUUGUCCUACAUGAAGAUGGCAGGGGACGGGGAAGCUGAUGCUUCCCAAAUUGCCACUGACAGUGAUGGUUACCUCAAAAUGUCCUCUGCUCUUCCCCCUGACUACAGUAAUGAGUCUAAUGUGUCUUCAAAUGGGGCUAAAUUUACAGAGGUCAAUGAAACCAAACCAAGUCGUUACGUCAACCUUCAUCGUUGGAAGCAUGAAAAUGCUAAGAAUAUAUAUGAACUAGACCCUUUGAACAAACCAAACAAUAGACUCUCUGUCCCUGAAAUGAUGGCUCCUGGCUUUUCCCCUGAUGAUCAGGAGCCAACUUUUGUUGAAGUAAAUCAACCAGAAGACAAUGACAGUGGACAUAGCAGCAGUUAUGAUGGUACUGGGAUGGCACCUGCUGAUGUGGACAAUGAUGAUUACCUCGUUCCAAUGUCACCGUUAAGUAUGCCUCCAAAGUACACUGAGGAGGUUGACGAGGAAACUCAGGAAGAGUCUUCCUUUUCACAAGUCGAUGCAAAACCCCAGUUUCUUCAAUCAAGACUACCCCAGCUUCGUAAACCACCUAGCUCCGAUGCCAACAGGAAGCAGGCCCAUGCCGGGCCGUACCCGGCUGAUUACCGUAAUGUAGGAAGGACUGGUGGGAUUGGUGGAGUAAGCAAUAUGACCUAUGGCUCCCUCGCCCCAGUACCGAGUGUGAUGAACUCAAAGCUGCUUGCACAGGGUGGACCAAAAAACUAUGGUGGAACCAGCAGCCAUCCUCCUAGCACGCUUUCAAACCAGUCCAACCCUUUUGCGAAAUACCAAAUUCGUCCAUCAUCUGCCACAGAGUCACAUACUCGUGCGCCGUCGUCUCCCAUCCAGCCUAACCUGCCAGAAACAGAACACGUGACUGACGAUGAGCAGGAGGAGAGCUGUUCUAGUCAACCCUUGUUAGAUGAAGUGAAGCCGCGGUUGCUGAAAGCAAGAAAUGGGCUCGGUCCCAGCAGGUUUGAGUCUGUCACCUCAAGCGGGUACCAUUCUGACCUAAGCCCCCUGGCCUCUACUCCCCCACCCGACUACAGAAUGGCGCUGGAGGAUGUGACAGAAACUGAUAUUCUGGUUUAGGCAUGAUGGCUGGCCAAACAAACACUGGACAUGGUAUGCUGUUGCAUGCUAUGCUUCCACUAACACUGGACAUUGUUCAAUGCUUCAACUAACACCGGGCAUUGACCAGUGCUUCAACUAACACUGGACCCUAUCAAGGGAGACAAAACUGCUGCUUUCAGUCAGUUGGUAUGCAAAGGGCAAAAUACUCAUUCAUGUUUUCGUUUGUUUGUACUUACAAAGAUGUAUCAAUUUUAUGAAUAGACUCGUAUGUACAGCUCACAUAGGUCUUUAUGUGGAGAUUAUUGAUUGAUAUUUGAAAAUGUUUUUAUGUAUUGAUAUUAUAAUAUUCGUAUAAUAUAGUGAUAUCCUCUUCCUUCUACUUAAGAAAAAACUUUCACUGUCAGAAUUGAAAACCUAUCGCUGCUUACAUGUGUAAAGGAAGUAACGAGACAGUAAAAACUAUCUCCUGCCAGACAGACACAGUGUGAGAAAGGGAAGCAAUCCUAGUCAGUACUAAAACAUAAGUAGACUGUAAAAAGGAAAAGAUAUCCUACUGUGAAUGUGAUUUCGGCUGACAGUAGUUCAACCACACGUCUGUCUGGCUUGGUGAUUAGGCAGUACCAGAUAUUCAAUUCACUUGUUGUGCAUUUAUUAUGGACCAUAUAUUGAACAAAACCUGAAUGAUCCUUGUGUUCAGAUGAUUGUAAUUGAUAGCUUUUAAUGUUCAUGACAUCCUUUGUUCUCCAUUUUGUCAAAGAGAUUAGCUUGAUAUGCUUGAUCAGGUCAUGGAUCUUCCUGUCUUUUGUUGGCAGAAGAGAAUAGGUUUAUGCCGAACUCUUGUCAUAGUGAAUAUAGCACUAUGGACUAGUGAAAAUCCAGUAUUACUUUGUUAAUUUACCAUAUAUAUAUAUAUUUAUAUAUAUAUAUUAAUAUGUAACAUGAUGUAACUCUGCAAGAUGACAUGUUUGAUGUCUUUGUUGAUAUUAUCAUUUUUAAAAUUUAUUGCAAAAGAAACUUGAUCAGAAUUAAUUUGGAUGCCACAGUUCUGUGACAUUUAGUGACACAAUUAGUAGCUUCCUAAACUUUUUUGUAACACCACAUCAUCAUAAUAGCAAUGUGAAGGUGACAUGCCAGACCUGUCAAAUAAUCAAUAGUUCAGAAGUAUGCUUUUGUCACUUUUCUACUGACUCAUAGAAGCAACUUUUAAAUCUUUUUUUUUUUGUUUUGGGAAGUUGUGGUUUUUAAGAUAAAUCUAAUAUUUUUUGGGGGGCAUGAAAAUUAGAAUAUGAUACAGUUCAACCCUAAUUGUAAAUAAAUCACUGUCACCAUUUGUUAAAGAGCUCUAUAGAUUCCAUUAAAUAGGCCAUACAUUAAUUUUACCUUAAGUCUAGCUGAUAGUCCUCUGAUACUGGUACUGAUGAAAAAGACUAACACUUCCUUGAAAUAAAAAGGAAACAUUUGGAAAUUUCUGAAAGACACCCAACUGCUUACAAGUAGCUACAGCUAAAAGAACUAGCUGUUAAUUAGAAAUAGGUUACAAAAAAAUGUUUAUUCAAAAUUUCUCAUUAUGACAUUUUUCUUUGGGGAAACUUGUUUUGUCUGUGAGUGCUCCAUUUUUUUUUUUAAAUACAUCUACAAUGUUUCAGUCACUUCAUUUAUUGAUUUGUUAAGUGCUGGGAAACAACUUAAAAUACAGUAUUCAGAAAAUGAAAAAGAUUUGUUUCAAUGUGAAAAGUGCAAGUAGAUCUAUUGUUACUGUUUUUUACUGCUGUAGCACAAAAAAAUGUUCUUAAAAAGUUUCAUGUAUUUGGAUGUGGAGAUGUCAAAUGUAUUAGAUAUGUUGUUAUGUGUUGAUUGUAUUAGAUGAUUGAUAUUUUAAGUUGCUCAUGGUCUUUUUAGCUCAUGGUUUCAAAAGCAACUCAAAAUGAAAGCUUUUGCUCACUUAGGCUCUGGUCAGGUUUUAAGUUGGCAGUAAGGUGUUGGGUUUUUUUUUUUUAGUGUUUUUUUCAGAGUCGUUUCUCUGUCAGAAAUGUUUUUGUUUCUACAAAUGUAACCAAAUACUAGUGCAAUUCAAUUCCAAUUAGUUACAAAUGUAGGUUUGAAAAAUGCUUCAUAUGUUCGUGUUAAUUUUAGAUCUGGCUUUUUUUAUAGUGUGUUCUGACAUUAGAGUUGGUUGGGUAUAAGAUAGAGAUUGUGGGUAUAGAUAGAGAUUGUAUUCAUUUUAAUGUCUCUUCAAUCAGAUAAUUCAAAUCAGAUAGUGCCAGGGUAAAAUGGAGUUAAAACCAAUCCUCAAUACGUUAGUUUUGUGAAGUCAUGAGUUUAUACUUUAUUACAAUAGACAAAUAUUUUAAUGCAUGCCUUUUUUAUUUAUAGCAAAGGUUUUGCUUUUUUUUUUUGUUCUGUUAGUGGUUUUUGUUUUAUAGAACGAUCUUCUAUUAUAAAGUUCCAUUUUACAUUUUAAUAUUUAUGUUAUAGAAUUAUUUACAGUGAUUUUUAGUUCUAUAUUGUACAAGGCCAACUUUAUAAGUUUAUCUAAUUUUACACUUAUACACGAGUCAAGAUUUUUUUUUACUUUGUAAACAAUGUUUAUUUUUCUAAUCUGUUACUUCUUUUUUUUUUUUUUUUUUUAUAGCAGUCAGUCAUGGUUGUAUUAAUGAGAUCUUUCAAAACUAGACUUCUUAAGAAUAAUAAAUAGAAAAUCUCAUAGACAAUUAAGCUUGUUCAGUUAUCUGUCUGCUUGUCCAUUUGGGAAUAUUUAUAAAUAUUAGACAACAUAGCAAUGACAAUAAAAUGUUUUGUUCGAAUUGAUAGUUGAGAGAUAGUCCUACUUUUGUUUGUUUUAUGAACAUUCUAAUGUUCCUUUUUCUUUUUUUUAAAUCAUGUAUCCCCCCCUCCCAACCCUUUUUUUUUCCCUAAUCCCCCCUUUCCUCCUACCUUAAUAACCAAAUGUACCUACUUUAGUUGUAACCUUUCACCUCAACUUCAGUCCCCUGAGGUCGACUGUUAUUGUUAAGAUACCCCAGCAUUACUUUGACUUGUAACUCUUCUUCAUCUACCUUAGAGGAAUGUUGCAGCUACAAUGGCAGGCAUUGUUGGAGCAAUAUUGGAGCCUUGCCAGGCAUUGUUGGAGCAAUAUUGGAGCCUUGCCAGGCAUUGUUGGAGCAAUAUUGGAGCCUUGCCAGGCAUUGUUGGAGCAAUAUUGGAGCCUUGCCUGGCAUCAUUGGAGCAAUAUUCGAGCACUGUCUGGCAUUGUUGGAGCAAUAUUCAAGCACUGUCUGGCAUUGUUGGAGCAAUAUUGGAGCCUUGCCUGACAUCAUUGGAGCAAUAUUGGAGCUCUGUCUGGCAUUGUUGGAGCAAUCAUGUUAGGUUAUGGCAAGGAGGUAACUCCUCUGCCUUUUUUAGAGCUGAUGCUUAACUCUGGCAUAGAGACUAUACCUCUUAGUUAAUCACCUGCUAUUUAUAGAGACAUACUUACCUAUAUAUAUAUAUAUUUGUAUUUAUUUGUUUCUGUGUUAUUUUUGUACCAUAUGGAAAAUAAUGUCAAUGGUAAAAUAAAAGAAGCUAUUAGCUAUGUUUGUAUGAGUAUACAACAUCAACACAUUAUAUAUUGGUGUACAUAGUGUAUUGGUGUACACAUACACACACAUUUGUUGUGUACAUAGUGUAUUGGUGUACACACAUUCAUACAUUUGUUUAUUCUUUUCUGGAAAAAUGAGUCGAGUUACAAAACACUUUUUCCUGCUUCAUCAACAUUUUGUUUUGAAAGGUUUCUUUUUUUUUUUUUUUUUUUGGUUAAAGAAAGGUCAUAGGUUCAAAGUGUGAAAACACUUUCAACUUUUUUUUAAAACAUGUAAGGAAAAAUUAUUUUUAAAAAUUGUGUUUGGCUAAGAAAUAUUAAUUUGUUACAAAGCGAAUUGAAAAGGAAAAAAAUUACUUCUUGACUGUUUUACUUUUUGGUUGCUGGUCACUUAAAGACUCAUUUUGCUAGAACGGGUAACAGUUUGAUGUAACAUUAAAAUGUAAAUAGUUUUGGUACAUAUUGUGACACACGUUGAUUCAAUUAUUUAUAGGAAACACUGUGAUUGUUCAGAGGAUUGAGAUGGAAUGCUCUCCCCUCCAAAUGGUUUUGCGGAUUCUAAUUGCUGGUUUCACAGCUCCCCACAUCUACACUUUCUCACUUCUGUAGCUUUUUUGUUUUCCUUGUCUUGAAAUUAUUUUUCUUUCUUUUGUUGUACCACUAAGAGCUUUACAAAUAGUUGACAUUUCAUUUCAUGUCCCUGAAUCGGGAAGUCAGAGGUGCAUAACCCAGAUGGUUUACAUUUUGUGCUAAUUCACAUUUACAAAUCUGUACAAUGACUCAUGUUUAGUACUAAAGUGAUUUAUAUUUGUUUCGGUUUUUCUUAGUGUUUUAGUUGAGUUUUUUAAUUUUGUUUUUACAUAUAUUUUUUAGCCAACAAUAUUGUCAGAUGUGUUGAGCUUCACUGUAGUACAAAAGUUUUCUCACUGAACUUAUUUGACAUUUUUUUUUUUACCAGUUUAUAUCUCUCUAUAUAUUUUCAAUCUCAUUUUAUGUUCUUGUUUUUUUUAUGUUUUUAUAAAAGCUUUUUUUUUUUUUUUUUUGUCUUUUUAGCAUCAGUGGAUUAAAAAGAGUCUAGUGUAGUGAGCGUAUACUGUAAUGUUUUGAUAGGUAUUUUUUGUUUGUAUAAUUCUUGUUCUGAAUGACUUUUAAAAUAGAUUUGUCCAAUCAACAAUAAAGUUUUAUCAUUUCCUAUGGGAAAUAGGCUUGAAAUCUUUGUUUUAGAAUAGAUGUGCGCACUUUUGGGGGGGGGGGUGUUAAUGACAUUACUUAUUGGCUCUCAUCCCUUUAAAGUUGUCAGCUUUUUUUUCUUAGACCUUCUAAUAAUAAUAUCUUUCCCACUCAGGGCUGGAUUUAUGGAAGGGUAAGUAGGGCUACAGCCCAGGGGCCCCUGCAAAAAAAGGGCCACCACAUAGUUAUAUCUGGCCCUCUUCCACAGACCACAGCAGUUUUGAUGACAUAAUGAGGACCUCAUCAGUCCUUUGACUUUCAUUGCACAGUGACAGUUUGUGUCACCAAAUCCCUCUACUUUUUCUGGCCUUUAGCCGUCAUUAGCAGAAUAUUAAGAGAGGCUGGUCCAUUCUUUCACGUUGUCCAUCCAACUUUUCUUUGGAUGGCAUUCUCUUCAUGUUUUUUUUUCCCUGACUUUUAAAAGUGAGUCAUGUCUUAUUUAAAUGAUCACUAGAUGAGAAACAAUGUGGUCUUUGAACUUUAGUAUAUCCCUAAACUUUUAAGUUUUUAAACCAGGUUAUAGCUGAAUGAGUUUUUUCCAUUGUUUUUAGGUUUAUUAAAUUGAAGUCUUCUGGGUCUUAUCAUGCUAGAUCAACAUUGUUCAAUUUAUUCUCUUUGAUAUCUUUGACGUCACAUUGUGUUGGAUCAAAUUUGUUCUGCUUAUUCUCUGAUACAAACAAAUAAUGUGUACAUUACAAAUGCGUGCUGAUAGGGGAGACUUGUGUACAGGGCCAGAGACAUUUCAAUCACUGCAGGGAUGGUCUGAGAGAACUAGGUUACUGGAUCUUGUAUUGAUGUCAAUAAAGUUUUAAACACAGA